Molecule: messenger RNA, 1206 nt
Organism: Lingula anatina
Lineage: Eukaryota; Metazoa; Brachiopoda; Lingulata; Lingulida; Lingulidae
Product: beta-1,3-galactosyltransferase 1-like
Source: RefSeq, a predicted model, not a curated record
AUGGCCAGGCGAUUUAGAACAUUCUUGCUCAGACGUGUUCUGCCAAAGAUAUCAGCAGUGCGUCUAAGUUUGCUUUUGCUUUGCGCAUGGGUAUUCUUCGCUCUGAGCGUAGCCCGUAGGGAAAUCAGGGAAGCUUAUAGUGUUGACUUGGUCCGUACAAAAGGCCGUUCUUUGGUCGCCCAAAGCGCACUUGUUAUUGCCCCUGACACAAACUCCAGCUCCUCCAACAGUUGCAUGCUCCCCGAGCACGUGUGUGCCAGUAAGGAGGCAACGGAGCCUCGCCGUUGGUACCACCUUAAGAAAUACGACUACGUCAUCAACCGACCAUUGUGUGACCCGAAAGCCCCGCCGUAUCUCCUGGCACUGGUGGUCUCCGAGCCGUGGGAUUAUUACGGAAGGUCCAUGUACCGAAGGACUUGUGGGAGUAUUAAGACGCACGCCUUUCAGGAGAUAAAAACGGUGUUUUUCGUAGGGGAACAACCAGGAACGGAAAAUGACAUCGCCAAUGAAGCUCUUCGGUUUGGUGACGUUGUCAAGAUAGGGUUUGUGGAUUCCAAGGGAAAUCUCACCCUUAAAACGCUUCUGGCGUUUCGUUGGGCGCUUGAGUAUUGCCCCGGAGCGAGAUUCGUUCUGAAGUGCGGACAUGAUGUCAUUGCAAACUACCCUGAGAUCGUGCAGUACCUUUCUAAUCUAUCUGUAGUUGGUAAUUCAACGCAUCUUUUCAGCGGACUGCUACGACAGGAACCGACGAGAAACGCGUGGCUAGAGCCUGAUUGGGAUCCAAAUGCACAAAAUUUUGCGCCCCACAUUGCAAGCUUCGCCUCCCUUCUCUCUCUUGACACUGUGCGCCUCCUUCACUCAGCCUCGUUUUCAAAGCGCCUCCACACAGAGGCUCCAUUCAUGUCGUCAAUAGCAACCGAAAAAGGAAUCCGGUUGGACAACAAUACAAAGUUUUGGGAAGCUACCAAAUUAGGAUUUGUGGAUUUGGCGCGUGAUAGGUGUCGUCUGCUAACGGCGUUGGUCAUACAUCGAGUUCCCGAUCCAAUCGUCUGGAAUUUGGUUAAGAGAGGAUAUGUGGACAAGAAAAAUGCAUGCACAGGAGGCGGGCAGGUUUUUCAAGCCCCACAACCUGUUGUAAAAUAUGUUGGCAAUCCUGAAUCAGAUCGAGAAAUUAUACUAGAGAAAGCGGAAGACUGGGUUUAUUAA